UCUGUGGUCUUUGUGUGUCAUGGAUUUAGUAAACAGGUUUGCUGUUUUUAUUCUGGGUCUUCUCUAAGAUGCUGUUAAAAAGCUCACCACCCUCCAAAACACCUUCACAGGCCGCCGUCAUGCCGCCGGUGUUGAACAGCACAAACUACGAUUAUGACUACGACGUGGUCCAGCCCUACUUCUUCCUGAAUGGUGAAGAGGAAGACUUCUACCCUCCUCCACGCAGCCAGCUCCUGCCGGCUCCCAGCGAAGACAUCUGGAAGAAGUUCGAGCUGCUGCCUACACCUCCCUUGUCCCCCAGCCGGAGACCCUCCCUGUCUGCCGCCGACCACUUGGAGGCGGUGUCUGACCUCUUGGACGAUGACCACAGCUCCUCUGCAGCAUUUCUGCAGUCCUUCAUCAUCCAGGAUUGCAUGUGGAGCAGCAGCUUCGCCGCCGCCACAGAGCUGGAGAAGGUGGUGUCAGAGAGGCUGGCCUCGCUGCGGGCCCGCCGGGACUCCUGCAACACUAAGACCAUCACAGACAGAACAGCUGACGAGCAGGUGGGCGGGUCUCAGGUGAGCGCUGGGUACCUGCAGGACUUCCACACCUCGGUGACAGACUGCAUUGACCCCUCUGUGGUGUUCCUGGGUGAGAAGCAGAUGGAUGAUGGUGUGGCGAUGGAGGUGGGGUCUGAGCUGAGACUGGACUCGCCACCACCCAGCAGCAGUGACAGCGAAUCAGAAGAGGAAGAUGAUGAAGAGGAAGAGGAAGAGAUCGAUGUGGUGACAGUGGACAGGAGAAAGUCAUCUCGACGGUCCCACACCUCCCCUCUGGUCCUGAAACGCUCUCAUGUCAACAUCCACCAACACAACUACGCUGCCCAGCAACCCCCUGAGAAACGUGUGAAGGCGGAGAGCAGCAGCGCGGCACCGAGGCAGAGCGGCGGGCGCCGGUGCUGGAGCCCGAAAUCGGAGGGCGAGGACAACGACAAGCGCAGGACUCACAACGUGCUGGAGAGGCAGCGGAGAAACGAGCUGAAGAUGAGCUUCAUGGUUCUGAGGGACGAGGUCCCAGCGGUGGCCAACAAUGAAAAAGCGGCGAAGGUGGUGAUCCUGAAGAAGGCGGCGGAGUUCAUCAUGGAGGUCAGAGAGCAGGAGAGGAAGCUGUUGGCAAAGAAAGAUGAACUGAGGAAGAGGAGCAGAGAGCUGAAGCAGAGGCUGCAGCAGCUCAGGACUUCACAUUAACAUCUGCUCAGUCGUUCUAGUUUCUUCACUUCAGGUUUUAAAGCUAAAAUAAUGACCGACGUCACCUGAAUGCAGCACGCUGCCCGUGGGGCUCGCUGCUCGUCUGUAAUCAGGUUUUCUGUUUUUUAUUUAUUUUUGUUUUUAUUGACUAUUUUAAUUUAAAGUAGUUUUUCAGACAUUCCAGUUUAUGAGGCGACAAUGUGAAUAAAUAUGUGUCAUAACUUUAAUUUACAGCUGAUGAUGAACAAUAAUUUAAUUCACUAUUUAAUCCGUUCACUCCCUAAAGCUUUUGUAUUUGUGAUUGUGUAUUUUUAAUUUCAGAGUUCAUUUUUAUAUAUAUAUAUUGUUUUUGUUCAAAAGCUUUUUUUGCACUAAAAGUACAUCAGAAGUGUUUUCAUCCCUUCAGAAUAAAAGCCCUUCACAUGUUGGAGCUUCUCUUGAUCUCAAA
Molecule: messenger RNA, 1674 nt
Organism: Maylandia zebra (zebra mbuna)
Lineage: Eukaryota; Metazoa; Chordata; Actinopteri; Cichliformes; Cichlidae
Product: transcriptional regulator Myc-2
Biological process (GO): regulation of DNA-templated transcription
Molecular function (GO): DNA-binding transcription factor activity; protein dimerization activity
Source: RefSeq, a predicted model, not a curated record